Capronia epimyces CBS 606.96 is the source of this 381-nucleotide messenger RNA. Its product is annotated as endoribonuclease L-PSP. Gene Ontology annotation, cellular component: mitochondrion; cytosol. Lineage: Eukaryota; Fungi; Ascomycota; Eurotiomycetes; Chaetothyriales; Herpotrichiellaceae. The record is from RefSeq and is a predicted model, not a curated record. The coding region runs from base 1 to 381 and encodes 126 amino acids. Gene Ontology annotation, molecular function: deaminase activity. The transcript has 4 exons.
AUGGCCCCCAAGCAGCCAGUCGUCUCCGAGAAAGGAAUCAAAUCCCCUCUGUUCUCUCAGGCCAUCGUCCACAACGGCACUGUCUAUGUGAGCGGAAACAUUGGUCUUGUGCCCGCAACAGGGAAGAUAGUUGAAGGGAGCGUGGCAGACAGAACCAGACAAGCGCUCGAGAAUAUCAAAAACGUCCUCGAGGAAGCCGGAAGCAGCUUGCAGAACAUUGUCAAGAUCAACAUUUUCCUCACUGACAUGGCAGACUAUGCUGCCAUGAACAAGGCCUUCCUGGAAAUCGUCCCAGAUCCAAAGCCGGCCAGAUCAUGCGUUUGCGUCAAGGAGCUGCCAAACAAGACCGAUGUCGAAAUCGAAUGCAUUGCACAUUUGUGA